AUGAGUUGGCUUUUUUCACGACGCUUCACGGCGACGGCGCCGCCGUCGGAGGAGGCGUCGGACGAGGCGGACUCGUCGGCGGAGGCGGACGCCGAGGCGGACGACGACGGCCGCGUCUACAAGAACCCGCGCAACUCGCCCUCGGCGCUCUGCCCGCGCGACGAGGAGCAGGCCACGCUGCUGGGGCAGAAGUGCCUGCGCAAGUGCUCCUCGGACGAGGACUGCAAGAGCAAGAAGAAGAAGUGCCUGUGCGACGGAGCCUGCGGCAUGAGCUGCAUCAAACCCGAAAAAGAGGAAGAAAAUGAAGAGAAAGAAAAAGAGGAAGAAAAUGAGAAAGAAGAGGAAGAAGAAUGGAGAUAUUACCUUGACACAAAUGCAACUAUUAAAACAGCAGCAGCAACAAUUGCAACUUCAGCACCAACAGCAACAACUUUACGUCUCCAGCAGCAACAACCUUCUACUCAACAAGGGCAACCGUUGAUUCACCAACAACCACAACAAACAACCCAACCUCAGGUGCACCCAAAUGAAGAGAUGCAGAUUGAUAGAGGAAGAGUAAUUAAGCGAUAUUUGCAAUGAGCACUUGGUGGAUGUUCACCAAAAACUAGUUGGACAGUUUUGUUAAUAUUUACCAACUUCGGGAAUGUUCACUCAGAAGUUGUAGGCUUCAGCAGUCGGAAUAUUGCA
Gryllus bimaculatus (two-spotted cricket) is the source of this 687-nucleotide messenger RNA. NCBI's taxonomy places the organism in Eukaryota, Metazoa, Arthropoda, Insecta, Orthoptera, Gryllidae. The record is from the annotation of a GenBank genome assembly.